Messenger RNA from Condylura cristata (star-nosed mole), 672 nucleotides. RefSeq names its product prostaglandin D2 synthase 21kDa (brain) (gene PTGDS). Gene Ontology annotation, molecular function: small molecule binding. NCBI's taxonomy places the organism in Eukaryota, Metazoa, Chordata, Mammalia, Eulipotyphla, Talpidae. The record is from RefSeq and is a predicted model, not a curated record. The transcript has 6 exons. The annotation marks the transcript as partial.
UGGAGCUGGGGGCGCUCAUGCGCCCCCGCAGGUGGCCCUGGGAGGGCCUCGCUGCCUGGACCCACCUGGGCGCUCGUUCGCCAGUUUCUGGGGCGCUGGUUCACCACCGGCCUCGCCUCCAACUCGAGCUGGUUCCGGGAGAAGAAGGCGAAGCUGUUCAUGUGCAAGUCGGAGGUGACCGCGAUGGAGGACGGUGGCCUCAAUCUGACCACCACCUUCCUCAGGAAAAACCAGUGUGAGAGCUGGACCAUGUUGCUGCACCCCUCGGGCCCCGCCGGCCACUACAGCUACACCAGCCCCUACAAGGGCAGCACCCAAGAGGUGGCGGUGGUGGAGACGGACUACGUGCAGUUCGCCCUGCUCUACACCGAGAGCCCGGGGCUGCACUUCCGCAUGGCCACGCUCUACAGCCGCAGCCAGAGCCCGGGGACAGCCGUGGAGGAGAAGUUCUCCGCCUUUGCCAAGGCCCGAGGCUUCACAGAGGACUCCAUUCUCUUCCUGCCCCGGCCGGAUAAGUGCCUGGAGGAGCUGGAGUAAGUAGGUGUCCGCAGCCCUCGGCCGGGUGCUCCGGCUCCGCUCUCCUGCAAGACCCCAGGACCCAGCCUCCCUGCUCCCGCCUCCGCCCGUCGGCUUCACCCUGCUGAGAAAUAAACUUCGGACGUAGCGACCGGC